Molecule: messenger RNA, 1417 nt
Organism: Pelobates fuscus (common spadefoot toad)
Lineage: Eukaryota; Metazoa; Chordata; Amphibia; Anura; Pelobatidae
Product: claudin-22-like
Exons: 1
Coding region: 62-724 (220 amino acids)
Biological process (GO): cell adhesion; bicellular tight junction assembly
Cellular component (GO): bicellular tight junction; plasma membrane
Molecular function (GO): structural molecule activity
Source: RefSeq, a predicted model, not a curated record
GAUCGGCUUUGAGCUGCAGGGGUGUGCCUGUUGAGUAGCUGAUAAGAAAGACCUUGGAAGAAUGGCACUGGUCAAAAGAACUAAUACUCAAUUUGGUGGGAUAUUGUUGGCCUUGGCUGGAUGGAUUCUCUCUUGUGUCACUACUUACGUGCCUUUAUGGAAGCAACUCAACUUAGAUUUAAAUGAGUUGGAAAACUGGACUAUGGGACUCUGGCAAGCAUGCGUUGUCCAAGAAGAAGGUGGAAUGCAGUGCAAGGACUUUGACUCAUUUUUGGCUCUGUCCUCAGAACUCAGGAUUUCAAGAAUCCUUAUGUGUUUAUCCAAUGGUUCAGGGAUGCUUGGUCUGCUUAUCUCGAGUCUUGGUCUGGACUGCCUAAACAUAGGAGGGGAAAAGCAAGAGCUGAAGAAUCGCCUCUUACUACUUGGAGGGGUAAUGCUUUGGAGUUCAGGAUUAACUGCCCUCAUACCAGUGUCCUGGGUGGCUUAUGAUACAGUCCAGGAAUUUUGGGACGAGUCCAUUCCAGAUAUUGUCCCAAGAUGGGAAUUUGGGGAAGCCCUCUUCAUGGGCUGGUUUGGAGGAUUUUUUCUACUUCUUGGUGGCACGCUGCUUGCUUCUUCAUACUGUUUUUCACCCGCUGACCCAAGCAACAUAUGUUACCAGCAAACACGGCAGCAUGGGAAAUGUCUACACAGUGAUCCGAAAUACCCUGAUCUGACCAUUUGAAAACUCUAGGUGUUUGCUUACUGUGAAACAGGCUAUAAACCAACUCCCCUGAUCUUUUGUUAGGUAGAUUAUUUGCAGAUUCAUCCACCUUUCUUCUAAUCCAAGAUUUAUUUAGAUCUGUUAAUGCGGUUUUAAGCUUCACAUAAAAUGAUUAAUGACUCUGUUCACUAAUUGGAAAACACAUUUGCAUUACGUGUUCUCAUAAUAAGCCUGGGGCACAAUUCCAUUUCAAUAGUUUUAAUGAGAUAUGAACUUUUACAUCAUUUGUUGACAUUCAUAGAAUCACAACAGUGCAUAAGAGCAUUGCCAAAGUGUUGCACCAAACAGGCUAUAGCACAGUAAUGCCCUAUCUUGUCUGGAGUUGUCAGGUAUCAUGGGAAAUGUAGUUCAUUAACAUACGGCUUGACAUGUUUAGCUAUCAAAGAUCUAGCUUAUUUAAGUUUAAUGCAUUGAACAUACAAAGAUUAUAUAUUACACAUAUAUUGCAAAAGAGGUGAUGCCCUUAUGUUUGUUUUCUGCCAUUGACAUAGUUUCUUUCACAUCAACUAGAACAAGUUACUCUGGCAAAGAUUUAACAAGUAUUACAUUGUUUUAACAAAUUGGACAUAAAUCUCAGAAUGUAAUAAAUUAAGCGGCAAGUAUGUCAACUUGUGCUAACAGAAUGCAUGUACAAAUGAAUGUGAAAGAGCAGAA